AUGUGGGUGACCUCCCUCCUUCAGCUGUCACUAGCAGCGCAAGCCCUCGCCUCGAUCGGCCCCGUCGCCGAUCUUCUCAUCACCAACACUCAGUUGUCCCCAGACGGCUUUGAGCGCGACACUGUGUCUGCUGCGAGCGUUUACCCUGGACCGCUUAUUACUGGAAAGAAGGGCGACAACUUCCGGAUCAAUGUCACUGAUCUGUUGACGGAUGGUAACAUGCUGAAAAGUACUUCGAUUCACUGGCAUGGCCUGUUUCAACACUCUACCAAUGAGCACGACGGUGUCUCUUUCGUGACUCAGUGCCCUAUCGCGCCGAGUCACUCUUUCUUGUACAACUUCACUGCUGCCGAUCAAGCGGGAACCUUCUGGUAUCACUCGCAUUUGUCCACUCAAUACUGCGACGGUUUGAGGGGUCCUCUUGUCAUCUAUGACCCAGAGGAUGCGCACGCAUCUCUGUACGAUGUCGACGAUGACUCCACUGUGAUUACUCUGUCAGAUUGGUAUCAUGUCUUUGCCCCCUCGGCGGGUCUUGUUCCUACUCCCGAUGCUACCUUGAUCAAUGGUUUGGGCCGCUACGUGGACGGUCCCUCUUCUCCGCUUGCCGUUGUGAAUGUCACGGCUGGGAAACGCUAUCGGCUCCGCCUUAUCAACAUGUCUUGCGAUCCUAACUACGUGUUUUCUAUCGACGGGCACAAUUUCACCGUCAUUGAAGCUGAUGGUAUCAGCACGCAGGCUGUUGUUGCUGACUCCGUCCACAUCUUCGCUAGUCAGCGCUAUUCUCUUGUCCUGGAAGCAAACCAGCCGGUAGCAAACUACUGGAUCCGUGCUCAACCCAACUUGGGCACGACUUCCUUCGAUGGUGGCCUUAACAUGGGCAUUCUUCGCUAUGUUGGUGCAGAGGACGCCGAUCCGACGACUAACCAGACCGACACCGUUAUUCCCCUCGUUGAGACUAAUCUUCACCCUCUCCAAAGCCUCGCCGUCCCUGGCACUCCCGAACGCGGCGGAGCUGAUAUCCUCAUCAACUUAGACGUUGUCUUCAACUUCACGCUUCUGCAGUUCACCGUCAAUGGCCAACCCUUCGCAUCGCCAUCUGUUCCUGUGCUGCUUCAGAUCCUGAGCGGCGCCUCAAAAGCGUCUGAUCUGUUGCCUGCUGGGUCUAUCUAUGGCCUGGAAACUGGGAAGUCCGUCGAAAUAUCUAUUCCCGGAGGCGCUGUAGGAGGUGGUCAUCCUAUCCAUUUGCACGGUCACGCGUUCGACGUUAUUCGCAGCGCUGGCAGUGAUACCUACAACUACGUCAACCCUGUACGCCGCGACACUGUCAACAUUGGCACCACUGGUGACAACGUCACGAUCCGUUUCCAAACCGAUAAUCCCGGACCUUGGUUCAUUCAUUGCCACAUCGACUGGCAUCUCGAGGCCGGGUUUGCUGUCGUCAUGGCUGAAGGCAUUGAGGAGACGAACACCACUAACAUCGUUCCCGCUGAUUGGAGCACCCUCUGCCCUGUCUACGAUGCUCUUGAUGCUUCCGAUCACUAG
Molecule: messenger RNA, 1542 nt
Organism: Heterobasidion irregulare TC 32-1
Lineage: Eukaryota; Fungi; Basidiomycota; Agaricomycetes; Russulales; Bondarzewiaceae
Gene: lcc5
Product: laccase
Exons: 18
Coding region: 1-1542 (513 amino acids)
Molecular function (GO): oxidoreductase activity; copper ion binding
Source: RefSeq, a predicted model, not a curated record